AUGCUUGUGUUCUUUCUUACUUUGAUCACUCUCUGUCUGUGUGGAGCGGAAGCCACGAAACAACGCUCUUCCUCUCCACAAUAUGACUUCGUCAUUGUCGGCGGGGGUACCAGUGGAUUGGUAAUUGCCAACCGACUUUCAGAGAUGGAGAAUGUUACGGUAGCCGUCAUUGAAGCCGGCGACACUGCCUUUGGAACAGCGAUUGAUUGGGCUUAUCAGACCGAGAACCAGACAUAUGCCGGGGGUUCGCGUCAGACUAUGCGCGCUGGUAAAGCUAUUGGUGGAACGAGCACGAUCAAUGGAAUGACAUAUACUCGAGCCCAAAACGUCCAAAUCGACGCAUGGGAGAGCGCUGGAAACGAUGGUUGGAACUGGAAGGACCUCCUGCCCUACUACGAAAAAUCAGAAGGGUUUCAGAUUCCUACCUCGGAUCAGAUUGCACAUGGCGCGGGUUAUAAUAUCCGAUAUCAUGGAGCGAAGGGUCCCUUGAAAGUCGGUUGGCCUACCGUGCUGACUAACAGCAGUUUCCUCCCAGCGAUCAAUGAAACUUUGCAGCAGCUCGGCAUCCCUUACAAUAGUGACGUGAAUGGUGGCAGGAUGGUUGGCCUCACAGCCCACCCCGAUACUGUCGACAGAGAAGCCAAUGUCCGCGAAGACGCUGCUCGGGCCUAUUACUGGCCUUAUCAAGCCCGCUCGAACCUCAAGGUUAUCUCCAAUACCAAUGCGAACAAAAUCAUCUGGGCGGACAACUGGGACGGUGAUGCUAUUGCCAUUGGGGUGGAGGUCACCGGAGUCGAUGGAAUCGAGGAGAUAUACGCCUCAAAGGAAGUCAUCCUGUCGGCUGGAUCCUUGAAAUCGCCAAUUCUCCUCGAAUUUGCCCUUGCCAGUGUGGGCGAGAACCUGCAGGACCAGACAAACAAUGGGCUCGGCUGGAAAGGGAAGGAUUUGUGGACUGGCCUAGCAAGCUUUUCCGCUCUGCUACCAGUCGACCUACUUUAUGGAAACAAAGUGUCUGCCAUUGCAACCGCCGUCAAAUCCACGCUCCCAGAAUAUGCGAAGGCGGUGUCCCGCGCCUCGAACGGCGUAGUCAACGAGCGCGAUCACUUGGCAGCUUUCCAGAUUCAGUACAAUUUGAUCUUCGAGUCACAAGUGCCGUUUGCCGAGAUUGUUUUUGUCCCGCUGGGAGACUCGGUUUCUAGUGAAUACUGGUGCCUCCUCCCCUUCUCCAGGGGCAGUAUCCACGUUAGGUCCGCAAAUGCUUCGGAACCAGCUUCGAUCAAUCCCAACUAUUUCAUGUACGAAGCAGACCUCAUUGCCCAGGCCGACGUGGCUCGAUACAUUCGCCAGUUAUACGGGCGUGCGCCUCUGACCGAUCUAGUGGCCGAAGAAAUCCAACCGGGAUUGGAUAUUAUCCCCGAAAAUGCGCCUGAGUCGACAUGGGAAGGCUGGAUCAAGUCACAGUAUCGUUCCAAUUUUCACCCAGUUGGGACUGCCAGUAUGCUGCCUCGGAACAAAGGUGGCGUUGUUAGCCCUGAGCUCAAGGUAUACGGCACGAAGAAUGUGCGAGUGGUUGACGCUUCUAUCUUGCCAUUUCAGCUCUCGGGUCACCUGACGAGCACUCUCUAUGCGGUAGCUGAAAAGGCCUCGGACCUGAUUAAAGAAAGGCAUAAAUAG
Molecule: messenger RNA, 1674 nt
Organism: Aspergillus pseudoviridinutans
Lineage: Eukaryota; Fungi; Ascomycota; Eurotiomycetes; Eurotiales; Aspergillaceae
Product: GMC family oxidoreductase
Exons: 5
Coding region: 1-1674 (557 amino acids)
Molecular function (GO): oxidoreductase activity, acting on CH-OH group of donors; flavin adenine dinucleotide binding
Source: RefSeq, a predicted model, not a curated record